Messenger RNA from Pseudozyma flocculosa PF-1, 858 nucleotides. RefSeq lists its product as uncharacterized. The record is from RefSeq and is a predicted model, not a curated record. NCBI's taxonomy places the organism in Eukaryota, Fungi, Basidiomycota, Ustilaginomycetes, Ustilaginales, Ustilaginaceae. Bases 1 to 858 code for a protein of 285 amino acids. The transcript has 2 exons.
AUGCCCUACUGGCUUCGCGGCGACGCGCGGCUGCCUGAGCUCGCAUCCUGCUCCUUCACCAUCUCGCCUCCCGACCUCGUGAGGCUGACCAGCCCCUCGUCGGACGUGCACCUGCACACCUCCGGACACGACACAGCUAUGGAGCCCGACCCAUACUCUACAUGGAUGUGCAUCGCUCGCUCCGAGGACUUCUGCGUCCACCUUUCGCAGGAACACGAGCGGCUCCUCGCCCAUGAUCUCAUCGGCGCGUCCCUCGCGACGAUGCUGAACCUCAGCUCCGACGCUCGUGCGCUCGCAUCUCUCGGCCUCGCAGCAGCACGUGAAACGCCGAGCGACGCCAGCAUCACGGCCGCUCAGCUCGUAGAGGCGCUGCAAACGAUCAAUUGCCCUUCGAUCAGGAUCCGUGCGAAGGGCCGCGACGAGAUCGAACGAACCCUGGCCGGCUCGAGCGUUCUGGAGCGUCGUGACCUGGUCUGGUUCUUCCGCGCCGAGGUCAUCACGAGGGGAAUCACGCUGCUGCGAGGGCCUCGCAAUAGCUUUGUCCACACGUUUCCGUGCCUGGGCCAGCUUGGAGCUGGCUUUGGGAUGGUCCUCGUCCCGUUGCCGGCCCGGGCCGAUGGGAUCCACUCCGUACGCAUCUCCACCACCCUCACAGACGUCCUUUCCUGCCUCGAGGGAGCCAUCGGAAGGUUCUGGUGCCCAAUCGAGGACGAGAUGAGCUACAACGGUGCCAUCGCCAUGGCCAUGGCAUGGCAGGCCCGAAUCGCUCGUCGUUCGGCCUGCGACCUGUACGGAGCAGCCGUCGAGGUCAGCGCGCAGGCAGAUGUCGAGGUUCAACGAGGCGAUGGCCACACGUAA